Lobosporangium transversale is the source of this 2294-nucleotide messenger RNA. RefSeq lists its product as hypothetical. The record is from RefSeq and is a predicted model, not a curated record. The transcript is spliced from 2 exons. Lineage: Eukaryota; Fungi; Mortierellomycota; Mortierellomycetes; Mortierellales; Mortierellaceae. Gene Ontology annotation, molecular function: protein binding. Bases 156 to 2294 code for a protein of 712 amino acids.
GUUUGGUCAGAGCAUAGACUCCUUCAACUCACAGGACGUCAAAACCCGCCGCACAGCACCGCUAGAGAAGCCAUCACCGUUCCAAAGAUCAUCCGAAAACUGAGAAUAAAAGGGAUUCACAAGUCACUACAUGUUGGCUUUUUCCUUCGCCAGGAAUGACCAAUAACAUUUGCAUUACGAUGUUCACGCGACGCGCUGCUAAGCCCAAGGAGCCCAUAACAAACAAGUACACGAUUGCUGCGCUUCCUCCAGAAAUUAUUGAAUAUAUCCUGCUCCAUGUUGGAAAAGCUACUCUUAGUCUAACCGUCCCUUUGGUGUGCCGCCAAUGGCAUGCUAUUGCUAUACCGCUCCUCAGGAGAUCCGUCAGGAUUACGGUCAUCCAACUUGAUCAUGAUCUGACGAGGCAGGACAAAAGCAAAAAAUCAAAACAUACGACUGACCUAACCAAGUGUUCAUUAGCAUUAAAAUCAAGGUUGAUACAUUUUCUAGAAUCGACUCAUUCACUCAUAUAUGAAGCAGGGCUAUAUCCCAAUUCAGACGUAAGGCAACUAUCGGAUGAAAAGGAGAAGAUAGUUUGGUCGGUUCUCGAAAGUGCUUUGUCAUCCCUAUCAAACACCACUCCUGAAAACAUCCGGAUUCGACAAUUGGUCCUUAGUGUUGAGUUUGAUUCCAGUAUCUGGAGUCGAUUCCAACCAUUGUUGACGUUCGUUGGCCAUGGGCUCACCAGUAUACGCCUGGAUCAAAUCCCGGACGGCACCAUCUUACCCAUCGAUACAAUUAUAGAACUUUGUCCUCAUCUCAGGAACCUUCAUGUUGCGUCUCGUGCGCUUUCGACCAGUAACAAGAUAUCCAGGCUAGGGGAAACCAGCACUAACUGUAAUAAACAAUGGGAGUUACGGUCUAUCAGCUUCGACCACCUAGCUUUGCCACAGACUGCGCUUGAAGCGCUAGUACAAAAGUGUCAUAAUCUGACAGAGCUUCGGAUCAUCCGCUGCCAACCUUUGUUCCCCAAAAGGAUACACUAUGAUUGUCCAGGGAAUUUUCUAUUCAUCAGGGAAAGAAGAGAACAAUUCUUCACCAGUUUGGCAUUAUAUUGUCCAAAGCUCACAAGCCUUCAUGUCUCAGUGGCUGCAGAAGAAAUAUAUGACAGGUUCGAGGAGGUAGUACCAAUAUCUCAGUUCCCUUCGAUUGAGCAUUGGGGAGUAGUCACAUUGAGUAUGUUCAGGACACCAUCGUUAUCUGCUAGUACGCUUUUAGACAGACACAGAGUAGAGAAUCGACUGACAAGCCUCGAAAUCGUACUAUCAAUGUCCAACGGCUUGCUUAUCACUGGUUUAAAUACUGGCGAAUGGAUACAUCAGCUACUAUGUGAGAGUCCAUUGCUGGAACACUUAAGGGCACCGGACGUUAAUAUCCCUUUACACCUGCUCUAUGUAACCAAGGCUUUAUGUGUGAAACCAUGUCGCAGUUCAGACUAUGGUGAUGGCACCUUUAUACCCCCGGUCCCUCGACAAAUAUGGGCCUGCCGAAGACUUAAGACAUUGCAUAUUAAAGUCAAAGAGUCAUUUAACUAUGGUACUAAGGACCUAGAAGAGCAGGUUCGUGUACUCUAUGGAUAUAUUAGCCGCGUUUGCCCAGACCUGGAAGAUUUAUCCAUCAGGAGGAGCCACAUGCUGUCUCAAUAUCGCUAUCAUGUCAACAUGUGUUUGUUGUCACGUCUUAAGCAUCUACGGAUUUUACAAGUCAUGGACUUUGAUUAUGUGCGCGAGCAAGACUUUGACUGGAUCAAGCAGCACUACUAUUAUGAUACGAGGGAACAGACGAAGUUGAAGCUGGAGCAAGGAUUGCAAGAAACCAAAAUGCCUCUCCUUGUGCAGUCUCUGCUUAAGCAAUGGGGAACACUGUCUAUACUCAACACCUCAUUCAAUGUUGCUGAGAGUGCUAGCUUGGCGGAACAGAGCUUGGGGGUCCCAAUUGACAAUAAUGACGACACUAGCGUUGCAGAUAAUAAGCAUGAACGAGAGGAGCAUAGAGAGAUGAUUGAUGGUGUAGAUAUGACUCACCUUGGCCGGCUGCAAGAUGUCAUUAAUUACUUCAGAGAUCGACGCCGAGCUCGAGACAUAAGCCUGUGGCCAGAACUGGAGAUCCUAUGUGUUCGACUCGAUAUCGAUUAUCGUGAACAGAGGAGCGAUUUUGAUAGUUCCAUCAAACAAUUCAAGCACAUCAUGAAGAAGCUUCGGCCAGAGAUCGACAUUGUCAUCAUUACAAAGAAAAAGGGAGACGCUAUUCUAUAA